ACUUUGUCUUAUACGGGUAUCGUUUAUACGGGUAUUUUUAUUGCCACGUUUGCAUGCAGUACAGUAGCGCAAAGUACGAUGAGCUCAGUACUACGGUAUACACUGCACGUGGUGGUGAUUGCAAUAUUUGCAUUUCAAGCCAUUGAUUUGAGUGUGUCUUUCACUGAGGACACGCAUCCCAUAGUUGGAGUUUCAGUAAAUAUUGUUGAUUUACUAUGGCAAUACAUCAAUACAUCUACCGGUGGAAGACCGGCUGCAAUAAAGGCAAUGCAGGAUGCAAGCAGUCGCAGCUUCGUGUUUUAUCGAUUUGCUGCAUCGGCUUACUGGCCGAAUGAACUUCGGCUGUGGUUUAAUACGACGACAAGAACAAAGUACUGGCAGGCGUUUGAUGAGUUGGUUGGAGAUGCAGAGAAGAUUGGUGCACGUCUAGUACCAAGCAUAGCUUGGAAUCAAUUUGCGUUUUGUGAUGUUUGUAAAGAGCCUUUGCAAGCUUACUUUAACGAAACGUCGUGCACACAACAAGCUAUCAAACGUUUCACUGAAGACCUUGUCUCCCGCUAUUGCAACAGCUCGGUUAUCUUAUUCUGGGAACUAGGCAAUGAGUUUAACCUUCUAGCAGAUUUAGACAUGGAGGGUAAACAUACAAGCAUUGCACCAAGCAAGGGAACUCCAAAGAUUAGAACAAAGGCUGACAAUGUUUCUACUGACCAGAUGAUUGGUCUUUACUACAAAUGGACGUCAUGGAUUCGUGCUAUAGAUCCUCACCGUUUGAUCAGUAGUGGGCAUGCUGUACCUCGUGCGAGUGCUCAACAUCUGCGACGUUCGUAUUACAUGCCACAGCGUGACUGGACAAAUGACUCACGUGAAGAGUUUGAGAAGAACUUGAUUGAUGUGAAUAGACCGUGUGACAUCAUGUCUGUACAUUUGUAUAGCAUUUAUGGCGAUAACUUACGAUUCAACAUUUCUACUGACAAACAUAAUGCUGACUUGUUACGAAUCAUAAAACAGACUGCUGAUCGUGCAGGGAAGAUUCUGUAUCUCGGAGAGUUUGGAGAUCCUCUUCCUGGCGAUCGUCUGUUUACUCGCAAUGCACUGCGAGUGAUUGUUGAGGCUUUUAUUGAAGUUUCGACUGUAUGGGUGUGGGAGUUUUAUCAAACAAGUGCUACAGUGCCUGCAAAUUUCUCGCUUAUUCCAGGAAGGGAUGACGGAAUAAUAAAAUGCAUGCAAAGCACCAACGUGGAUCUUAAAAAUCACAGCACAAAAUGGUCAUGUGAUUAAUACAGUAGCUAGUAGUCAGACUUGCUGAACUAUGGAUUGAUAGCACAUUGCGCUCGUUUGCUACCAUCUGAUAUGCAUUAUGAGCAUGGACGAUAUUAGAAUAAAUUUUGUGACUCGGUGUUGUGCGACAGCUUGUAUUGAAUGGGUCAUAUUGUGUAGUAAGAGCACUGGAGGAAUGUAAGCCACACAGCGAAUUGUCUAAUACCAAAGCAGAAUUUUGAGUUACAUGUUAUGAUGUCAGUCACAAUGAGCUGAUGAUGCCACAUUGAAUGACGAAGUUAGUCUGUAGUUUCACAUUGUCAAACAAGUCUGUAGAUGCUGGUGUUGUUUAAGCAGCUGCUUGCUUUUGUAGUUAAAUUUUAAUGCGUUAACAGUAUGCUAACCAGAAUUAAUGGUUGGCUUGAUUUCCACAGCAGAAACUUUA
Messenger RNA from Corticium candelabrum, 1702 nucleotides. RefSeq lists its product as uncharacterized. The coding region runs from base 79 to 1278 and encodes 399 amino acids. The transcript has a single exon. Gene Ontology annotation, molecular function: hydrolase activity, hydrolyzing O-glycosyl compounds. The record is from RefSeq and is a predicted model, not a curated record. NCBI's taxonomy places the organism in Eukaryota, Metazoa, Porifera, Homoscleromorpha, Homosclerophorida, Plakinidae.